UGGGGCGCCGGAAGUGUUGCCGCUGGUGGGAGCCGUCUCCCGGUCUGAGGUCUGCCCAAGCAGCACCCCUGGCGAGUCCCGACGCGAAGCUACUGUCCGGCCGUGGCAGUUCGGGAGCGUCCCGCCUGCGGCACGCGCAACCCCCGAGGCCUGGGCGAGGUGGUGUAAAGGUUUCAGAGCUGCUGAUUCUGGAGGCUGGAAAGCAGAAGGGGCUUCCUCCUGGCUCCCUUUUUCUUCUCUCAGAUCUGGCUUCUGGAGACUUCACCCGUCCUCAGGGGGAACUGCCCAGAAGGAGGACAUGGCUGCUGAACAGAGAGAAGCAGGGUCUCAGCGCAGCAGUUAUUACCCCCAUUUUACACAUGAGGAAACUGAGGCUCAAAGAAGUCAAGUGACCUGAAAUCAAACCCAGGUGUCAGUGACGUUCGAAGAUGUGGCUGUGCUCUUUACGCGGGAUGAGUGGAGAAAGCUGGCUCCUUCUCAGAGAAACUUGUACCAAGAUGUGAUGCUGGAGAACUAUAGCAACUUAGUCUCAUUGGGACUCCCAUUUUCCAAACCCAAAGUGAUCUCCCUGUUGCAGCAAGGGAAAGAUCCCUGGAAGAUAGAGAAAGAAAGCCCUGGUGGCUCCUCUCUAGGAUGUAAGAGCAGUCCUAAAACCACAAAGUCAACUCAAACUCAAGACUCAUCAUUUUGGGGGCUAAUAAGAAAGAGACUCAAAAAGAAUGAACCCUGGAACUUCAUGUCAGAAAAAUCCUGCAUAUAUGAAGACAAAAUAAAGAAACAGAAGGAUAAAAAUGAAAGUUUACAAAUAAUUUCAGUCACCCAUAAAAAAAUCCUCACUGUAGAAAAAAGCCAUGAAAAUGACUUCAGCCAUAAUAUCAGCCUGAAAUCAGUGUUUGUUAAGCAACAGAGGAUUCCUAGAGAAAAAACACCCUCAAAAUAUGAAGUACAAAGAAAUGGCUUCAGGCAGGAUUCAAAUUUACUUAACCAACCAAAAAUGAAGACAGCAGAAAAACGCUAUAAAUGUAACACAUGUGAAAAAGCCUUCAUUCACAAUUCAUCCCUUCGUAAACAUCUGAAAAACCAUACUGGAGAGAAACUAUUUAAAUGUAAAGAAUGUUUGAAAGCGUUCAGCCAAAGUUCAGCUCUUAUUCAACAUCAAAGAACUCAUACUGGAGAGAAACCCUAUAUAUGUAAAGAAUGUGGGAAAGCCUUCAGUCAUAGUGCAUCCCUUUGUAAACACCUAAGAACACAUACUGUGGAAAAAUGCUAUAGAUGUAAAGAAUGCGGUAAAUCCUUCAGCAGAAGGUCUGCCCUUUUUAUACAUCAAAAAACUCACGCUCAAGAAAAUCCCCACAAAUAUAACCCAGGGAGGAAGGCAUCCAGUUGUAGCACAUCCCUUUCUGGAUGUCAGAGAAUUCAUCUCAGAAAGAAGUCCUAUUUAUGUAAUGAAUGUGGCAACACCUUUAAGUCUAGUUCAUCCCUUCGUUACCACCAGAGAAUUCACACUGGAGAGAAACCUUUUAAAUGUAGUGAAUGUGGGAGAGCCUUCAGUCAGAGUGCAUCUCUUAUUCAACAUGAAAGAAUUCACACUGGAGAGAAGCCUUAUAGAUGUAAUGAAUGUGGAAAAGGUUUCACUUCUAUUUCACGACUUAAUAGACACCGAAUAAUUCAUACUGGAGAGAAAUUGUAUAAUUGUAAUGAAUGUGGUAAAGCCUUAAGUUCCCACUCAACACUCAUUAUUCAUGAGCGAAUUCAUACUGGAGAGAAACCAUGUAAAUGUAAAGUAUGUGGGAAAGCCUUCAGACAAAGUUCAGCUCUGAUUCAACAUCAGAGAAUGCACACUGGAGAAAGACCCUAUAAAUGUAGUGAGUGUGGGAAAACAUUCAGAUGUAACUCAUCCCUUAGUAAUCAUCAGAGAAUUCACACAGGAGAGAAACCAUAUCGGUGUCUGGAGUGUGGGAUAUCCUUUGGCCAAAGUGCAGCUCUUAUUCAACAUCAAAGGAUUCAUACAGGAGAAAAACCCUUUUCGUGUAAUACAUGUGGGAAAACUUUUAGGCAGAGCUCAUCACUUAUUGCACAUCAAAGAAUUCAUACUGGAGAGAAACCCUAUGAAUGUAAUGCAUGUGGGAAACUCUUCAGCCAGAGGUCGUCCCUUACUAACCAUCAUAAAAUUCACAUUGAAGAGGACCCCUUCAAAGUAGAUUUGCAUGUGUGAAGUCCUUAAACCAAAGUUCAUUAGAAUAUAGUUGGCCCUGCAUAUCUGUGGGCUCUACAUCCACUGAUUGAAAUAACUGCAAAUUUUAAAUAUUCAGGAAAAAAUUCCAGAAAUUUCCAAAAGGCAAAAUUUGAAUUUCCCAAAUGCCAGCAACUAUUUUCAUAGCAUUUACAUUGUAUUAGGUAUUACAAGUAAUUUACAGGUGAUUUAAAGUGUAUGAGAGGAUGUGCAUAGCUUAUAUGCAAAUUCUACACCAUUUUAUAUAAGGGACUUGAUCAUCCUCAGAUUUCGGUAUCUGGAGAGUACUGGAAUCAGUCCCCCAUGGAUACUGAGGGACAACUAUAUGCAUACUUGAGAAUGACUUAGUAAAUGUGCUGAAUUUAAUAAAACUUCUAUUUUAAUUUAGUCCUCAUUAGUUAUUAAAUUCUAAGGAUAAACCUUGACUGUGUAAUAAAUACAUGGAACACUCAUACCUGUCAGUCACUUUAAAAUAUCCUGAGACAAAUAAAUGACAGUUGCAGAUAUUGAUUUUGGCCAUUUGUAAGAUAAGAGAUUAGAUUUUUAUGUCCCUUUAUACAGCAUUGUACACUAUAUGCAACAUGUAAACAGAAAAAUCUGGGUGCAGGGGUGCUGGAUUUCUCAUUAGAAAGAUACCAAUUGUAUAAGUUAAUAGCAUAUUUAUUACAACUAACAUUUUAAUAGCAAACAAAAUCUUAAAAUGUAUGCAUUUUUUAGAGCAAAGGACCAAAUGACAGAUGAAAAUAAACUGCAAACUACCUCAGUCUCUGGAACUUGCCUUUUUCUAAGCUGUUGUCAAACGUUGUGUGUGGUUUUCAUCAAAAAAGAGCCAAAAAAACCCACAAAACCUCUGUUCUCCUCUUCCUUUAUUUUUCUAGUUACUUCCAAGCUAUACCUAAUAAUUUUCCAAGUUUUUUACACAAUUUCUAAUUUUGUUUUCAGAAUUAUUUUUCUUUGUUGUAUUGAAAUCAUAUUUAUUAUAUAACUGUACUCACUGUGUUCUGUACAGCAUGCUAAUUUAAGUAGAAAAAUAUAGUUUGAUUAGGCAAUCAUUUUAAAGCUAAAGCUAUUACUUAUUUAUUUUUUUAGUUUGCUGCAGAAGAAAUCCUAAAAACCUAUCACCUGUGGCAAAGUCUUAAAAAGGAAUCUGUUUUAGAAAUGCAUGUUUUCCCCACUUGAGUUUUUCUAGUUUUUAAAAAUCUCAAACUCCAAAGUGAAAUAAACAAAGGGAAAGAAUUCUAACUCUUUAAAAAACCAGUUUACUCAGUAAAUGUUUGUUUAACCCCACGCAUGAGCCAGGUAUUAUCCCAUGCAAACAGCCCUUCAAGAAUUUGUGAGUUGAGGGGCAAAAGGAUGGGGUUGAAGGGAAUAACAAAUGAGUAUGCAAAUUACCAUGUGUUAGAGUAGUUUUUACAGAGAAGUAGAUGUUACAAUGAUACUAUGUUACAGAACACAAAUGCUGUAGAUAUUUGUGCAGGAUGCAGAAAGAAGGAAUGGACCUAAUCAAGGGAGCCUGAAAGGACCAGGGACAGUGAUGCCUGAGUCCAUAUUUGGAAGAAUAAUAGGAAUUCUCCAGAGAGUGAGAUGCAUGCUUUGAGGAGAGGGAGCCACAUAAGCAAAGGUAGAGGUGGGUGACAGCAUGACACGUUUGUGGAAUAUCUGUUAAGUGGGGAGAAUGAACCUUGAAAAAACGUUGAACCUUGGGAAAAAAGGCAGAGCCAAAGGUCUUACCAUCCUAAAGAACUUGAAUUUGAUUCUGAAAUUUAUAGAACCAAUGGCAGAUUUUGUAUAAGGGAAAUUGUUCUGACAAUAAGAUGUAGAGACUGAAUUUAGGAGGUUGAAGACAGCUGAACAAACAAGCCUAGAAGACCAGAGCCAGAAGACUAGAAUUCAGAGUAAUUAAAAUACGCAGUUGGUAGUGAAAUCCAUGGUAUGUGAAUUUGGCCAGCAGAGUGUACAGAUUAGAAUGAGAAUCAGGGAUCAUGGAUAAACCCUACAAAAACCUCAAUAAAUAGAUAAGGAGUUGGAGGAAAAGGAAUUUAACAAAGAUGAAAAGGAAUGGCCCUAGAGGUAGGAGAAAAGCCAAGCCAGAAGAGUGAUGUUACUGAGCCCAAAGGAGAACUGAAUGCAGUGUCAGGUGGCACAGAUCAAAUAAUGGAGAGUAAAUUGGGAUUGGUAGCUAGAACAUUGGAGACCUUGGCAAGAGCAAUUUAUGUUAAUUAGGGUGAACAACAGCCACAUUAUUCUAGGUUAGAUGGAAGAUGAGAACUAGUGAGCUGUUUUACACUAUGCUUCAAAAAGUUUAAAAGAAGGGAAGAAAAGAGGGUUGUAUUCAGAAGGCAGAAAAUGACUUAGCAUUUCUGUGUUCAUAAUUGAGGCAAUGAUGUAUACACAUGUUGAGGGUGAACUAAUGAGAUCAUUGGGUGAAACAUAUUUUCUGAAAUACUGUGAAAGAAUUAGCGCACGGGUGGAAGAAUUUACCUUAGGCUGGAGGGAAAAGCCUACAGAAAGGAAUGCAGAUAAAUUUCUGUUUGAUUUGGAGGUGAAGAAAUGUGUAUCUGCUGACCUUAUUUUCUGUAAAGCUGGAGAAAGAUUUCACUUUUUAAGAUGUUGACUGUAGUAGCAAUAUUUGGAUCUUUGGUUGUUUUAAAAUGUUAAUGAGUUUCAUUCUGCUUUGGAGAUAUUUUAGGAAGUCGUGUCUCUGAGUUCACUCUACUCUUGUUUCAGUAAGAAAGCUCCGCUUUUAUUAGUUCUAUAUGUUUGAUAUAUAUUACUUUUUUUUAAGAAAAGAAUUUGCUGGUAAAUUAAAGUUUAAAAAGUACUUAGAAAGGAUAACAAAGAAUGCUUUAAAAGAGUGAUAAGCCUGAACAGAGACUGGAAAGAAUUGUUGGAGUUCAACAAGUGUGUGAAGGUAGGUGGAAACAUUCACAUAGGGGAAAAGUUUGUGCAAUGGCAAGGAAGCAUAAGAGGGCGUGAUAUCCUCACUGUACUAUUGCAAGUAGUAUUUUUUAAACUUCCUUUUCCAAGUAUUUGUUACUAGUACACAGAAAUACAAUUGAUUUUUAUAUAUUGACCUUAUAUCCAGUAACCUUGCUAAAUUGGACUUUUUCUAAUAGUGUGUUUAUAGAUUCUUUGGAAUUUUCUGCAAACACAAUGAUCAUUUGUAAAUAAUGGCCAUUUUAUUUUUCUCUUCUAGUUGUAAUACAUUUAAAAUUUUCUUAUAGUACUGUAUAGCACAGACCAGUACAAUACUGAAUAUGAAUGAUAGCAUUCAUUUAUCACCAUUUAAUAAUGUUACCUUUAAUUUGUGGAUAUCUGUUAUCAGAAUAGAAACAUACCCCUGUAUUCCCAGUGUGCUGUGAGUGUUUAUCAUAAAUGGGAGUAGUAUUUUGUUGUAUUUAUUUUCUGCAUUAAGUGAAAUAAUCAUAUUGUUUUCCUCUUCACACUUUUAAUAGAUAAUUAUAUUGACUGAAUUUUUAUGCUAACUAAUGUUGCAUUCCUGAAAUAAAUUCUACUUGGUCAUGAUAUAUCAUCAUUUAUGUUUAUGUGUUUAUAAGAUCAGGUUUCUUCCUUAAUAAGUAGAAGUCUGAUGAAGUGACCAAGUCUGUGUUCUAAGAACUCAGAGCAGAAUUUGUUAUCAUCCAAAUCUGAAGGAUGCAUGGAAUCAUAAUACCUAGAGAGAGGAAGGGGAUGGCAAGGACAAGCUUACCUCUGGACCAAAAGGCCCAGAAGGAAAGUGUAUACAGCAACUGUAGAGACCAGUAGGAAAACUAAUCUUGCUGAUGUAGAGGAUUCCUGAUAGGACAAAAUAAUAAUAAUAAUAUUGGAAAUGAGAGCUAGAGUUACAUUAUCUGAAAUCUUAAAUGCUAUCUGAGAGUAUAAGAGUUUGGAUAGGAUCUUUAGAUAUUAAAUCAAUGUGUAUUUCUGAGCAGCAAAUGGUGAAUUUGAAACCUGUUUUAGGAAGAAUGUCUGAUGGGGCAGAAGGUUCAAAGAUGAUUUGACAGUUUCUGGCUUGAGAAACUGGCUGAAGGAUGGAUUCUUGGGAAGAGGAGUUUGGGAGAGUCUGUGAAAAAUGUGUAGUGAGAAGUUAAAAAAAAAUAAAACCCAACAACAAUAGAGGCAAUCUCUACUUUUGGUGCCUGACAAUUGUCCUGGUAUUUUGCCAAAUACCACAGAUGCUAAAACUCUUAAAGCUAACAAUGUUGUAUUUUUUUUAAUUAAGGUGCAGUAAUGCUUUUGAAAGGAGAACAUAUAAUUUCAGUUACUAUUGUAGGUCAGUAUGUUUCAGGUUAUAAAAACAGUUGUUUAAGCUAUACAACUUCCAAGAGCUAUUUUUGAAGUUUGUUUGUUGUUUUGUUUUUGUUUGUUUUGUUUUGUUUUGAGAGAUAACUUUCUAUAAGAGCAUUGGACAAUGAGUCAAGAGACCUGUAUGUUUUCCUGCCCCCAUUCUGUUUCAAGUUACAUAGUCUCUGUCCUUUUCAACCCUAGAAAUUCCAUUAUGUUUUUUCAUAUACUGCUUUAUGGUUCCUAAUGAUGUAGAUUAACUCAAAAUUUUAAAUGUUCAUCUUAUGUAUUUUGGGGGUAGAAAUAGCAUUAGUUAGUAACAAUAUUAGCAUAUAUUGUUGGAUAAAAAAAUCAAGUUAUAUAUUAUGAACUAAAAUUUUCAAUCUAAAAAUCAAAUUGUUCUGGGACAAUGGAGUAGGCAGAUAUAUACUUUUUGCUAUUUUCCCACUAAGUACAUCUAAAACCGAUGUACCUUAUGUAUAAAACAAUCAUAAGAAGAUUUUGAAAAAUGGAGAGAAGAGGAUAGGCCACCUAGGAACCUCAGGACGAGAGAAAUGAUAUGGUAAUUCUUUUUGCGUAAUAUAUCCCAAAUGUAGAGCUGAAUAAGCAGGAACCCAGAAACAGAAGAGACAUAGACACAAAAAAAUUCACAAAACCCCAACAAAGCCUACUUUCAUUAGCCAAAGGACCAGAAAACUCUUAGAUAAUAGCCACUCUACUCCAGCCAAACAACGUGGAAAAAAACUGGCCCCAUCACUUCACACACCAGUAAAGACUGAGUGGAAAGCCUAGACUUCCACUGUUACAGAACUGUAAAGAAGGGCCAUAAAACUCUGUUGGUGGUGUCAGAGAAGGCGAAGAGCUAGGACAUCCAUCCGUAUUGGGUGGUAAUAAACAACCUCUCUUCUCAGCAAAAAUAGCAAACACUACAUGGGAAACUUGGACAGCCCCCCCUUCCACUCAGUAGUAAGAAAGCAUCACAUCCUCUCCCUGCUGGGGUGGUGUCAGAGAAGGCCUAGUGCAGGGUCAGAACUUUUACCACUGCCCAACAGUGAUGAGGCCACAUUCCCACCCCACAACGCCAUUGGAGGCCAAAUGGGGGCAAACAAGGCACUCUUAUUUGUCUCAGCCAGAGUGAUAUCAGUGAAAGCUUAGUGAGGAACUAGAAAUCCCACCUCCAUCAGGCAGUAAAAAGGAGACCCUUAACUCCUUGGGUGUCUAGGGAGGCCAAAUGGGAAAGCUGAACUUCUACCCCACAUGGCCAUUAUGAGGUGGCACUUCCUCUACCCUUGCCAUAGCAGCAUCAAAGCAAGUCAGCUGCAGCAAAAGAUUCAAAUAAGAUCCAGAGUUUCAUAACACAAUACCCAAAUUUUCCAGAAUUCAACAAAAGACUUUCAUCAUACCAAGAACCAGGAAGAUCACUUGAAUGAAGAAGUUAGUAAACAUCAACAAUUAGGUGACAGAGAUGUUAGAAUAAUCUAACAAAGAUUUUUAUAGCAGCCAUCAUAAAAAUACUUUGAUGAGCAAUUUCAAAAAUGUUUGAAACAAAAAAUAGAGUCUUAUCAAAGAAAUUUAAGUCUCAGCAAGGAAGUAGAAAAGAUAAAGAAGAAACAAAUGGAAAUUUUAGAACUGAAAACAUGCAGUAACCUAAACUUUAAAAAUUCACUGUAUGGACUCAAGAGCAGAGCUGGUGGACAGAGAAUAUCUAUGAACUUAAAGAUAGAACAACAGAACUUAAUCUUUACAACAGAGAGAAGAAAGAAAGAGAAAGAGAGAAAGAAGGAAAGAAAGAAAAGAAAGAAAAAGAAAGAGAGAGAGAGAGAAAGAAAGGAAAGAAAGAAAAGAAAGAAAGAAAAAGAAAGAAAGAAAGAAAGAAAGAAAGAAAGAAAGAAAGAAAGAAAGAAAGAAAGAAAGAAAGAAAGAAAGAAAGAGGAAGGAAGGAAAAGAAAGGAAAGGAAAGAGAAAAAAGAACAAAAAAGAACGGAGCCUCAGGUACUUGUGGGACUGUAACAAAACAGCUAACAUUCAUGUCAUUACAGUUCAGAUGGGAGAAGAUAAAGAGUAUAGGCCUGCAAAAUCUGAAGUAGUAAUAGCUGAAAAUUCCCAAGUUUAGUAAGAGACAUAAAGCUACAGACUUAAAAAGCUGAAUAAACCCUUCAAAAGCAUUAAACCAGAGAAGUCCACACCAAAAUACUUCAUAGUUAAACUUCUGAAAACUGAAAUCAAAGAAAAAAUCUUGAAAGAGGUUAUAGAGAAAAUGACUCCUUAAUUAUGAAGGAAAGAAAACAACAACAACAAAUGAAAGCAAAUAUCUCAUCAGAAACCACAGAUGGGGUAUUCCUAGGUGGCCCAGUGGUUAAGAGUCUGCCUGCCAGGAAGAUCCCAUAUGCUGUGGAACAGCUAAGCCCAGGCGCCACAACUAUUGAGCCUGUGCUCUAGAGCCCAUCAGCCACAACUAUUGGGCCCGUGCACUUAGGGCCCAUGCUCUGCAACAAGCGAAGCCACUGCAGUGAGGAGCCCAUGCACCACAAUGAAGAGUAGCUCCCAAUUGCCGCAACUAGAGAAAGCCCAUGUGCAGCAACAAAGACCCAAUGCAGCCAAUAAAUAGAUAAAUAAAUAAGUAAAUAAAUAAAUAAAUUUAUGAAAGAAAGGAAGAAAAGAAAGGAAAGAGAAAGGAAGAAAGGAAACCACAAAGGGUUGAAAUAAAAGAACUGUGAACCCAGGGUAAUCACAUCAGCAAGAUGAUGGACUAGGAAGCUCCAGACCUUCAUUUUCCUACAGAGACUUGACUAAACAAGAUAUAGAUCAAAUUGCUUUUGUGAGAAUUACAGAAUGCAGUUAAGAGGCUGCAGCAGGCCAGGUGAGUGCAAAGCCAGUAAGAAAUGCAUUGGGUUGGAUAGUAAUAUUGGUGCCAUUUUACUCACUUUAGCUACUGCUCUUCCCCCCAGCACAGCAAGCCAUAUUAAGUCAAAAAUUCCCAACUCUUGGUUUCUCCCUCAGGAGGGAAAGAGAAAAAAAAAAUGGACUAUACAUCCUAUGGUCUGGCUUUUCAGGGUCUUGCCUGGGGAGCUGAUUUCUGUCUCACCUGGCUCAGAGCACUGACUGGAAUGGCAGUUUGGACAUGAGAUUGGGACUGCUGAGGACAAAGGGGACACUAUGGCUUGUUACAGCACCAGAGAGGCUGUAAUACCAGACAGAGACUAGGUGAAGCAAGACAUUACAGUCUUCCGAGAAGAAGCAGCAAACCCCUUUAACUUGGAAAUUACACCCACUAGUUCAGAGAAGAUGAGUCCCCAGAAAAGAUCUGAGACCUCCUCAGAAUCUCUAGCUAAACUGAUUGAUGACCAUGUUCCCCUGUCCAGUUCAUAAAGACUUGAAGAUAUGCAGUCAGUUCUUUAAAGACUGGGAGAGGGGACUAUUUUUUCAAAUAACCAAAUCUGAUAAAAAGUUACAGGCUACAAAGGAACAAGGAAACAUGUCCCAGUCAAAGGAAAAAACUAAAUCUCCAGAAAUCAACCCUAAAGAAACAGAGAUCCAUGAAUUGCCUGAAAAGUAAUUCAAAAUAACCUUAAAGAUGCUCAAUGAGCUAAAAGAGAACACAGACAGUCAAGUAAACAAUACUAGGAAAACGAGGACUUCCCUGGAUGUCCAGUGAUUGAGACUCUGCACUUCCAAUGCAGGGGAUGUGGGUUUGAUCCUUGGUUGGCAGACUGGGAUCCCACAUGCUGUGAAAAUGAGAAAAAAAAGAAAAAAGAAUAUUGGGAAAAUGAUACAUUAACAAAAUGAACAGAGAGAGAAAUGAUAUACGUAUUUUAAAAAGAGCCCAAUUCUGGAGAUAAAUAAUACAAUAACUGAAUUGAGGGUUUUGUUUGUUUGUUUUUGUGUCAGGUCUUAGUUGCAGCACUUGAGAUUUUUGUUGCAGCACGUGGGCUUUUUGUUGCGGUGUGAGGUCUUCUCUCUAGUUGUGGCACACAGGCUCUAGAAUGCUUAGGCUUAAUUGCUCCACAGCAUGUGACAUCUUAGUUCCCCAACCAGGGGUCGAACCUAUGUCCCCUUCAUUGGAAGGUGGAUUCUUAACCACUGGACCACCAAGGAAGUCCCUGAAUUGAGAUUUUUUAGUAGAGGAAGUCAACAGCAUACUUGAUCAAGUAGAGAAAGAACCAGCAAAUGACAACAGGUCAAUUAAAAUCAACAAGUUUAAGGAACAAAAAUUAAAAAGAAUAACGGGAAGUGAAAAGAACCUAAGGAGCUUGUGUCAUCAUCAAGAGUGCCAAUGUGUUAUAUGAGUCCCAUAAGAGGAGAGAGGGAAAGAGUCAGAGAGUCUAUGUGAUGAAAUAAUGGUCAAAAACUCUAAAUUUGAGUAAAGAAAUGGACAUACAAAUUCAGAAGGCUCAUCAAAUUCCAACUAGGAUUAACCCAAAUAGACCUACGUUGAGACACAUUAUAAUCAAACAUUCAAAAGCCUCAGACAAAGAAUCUUGAAUGAAGCAAGAGAAACAUGACUUCUUGGUAUAAGGGAGGACUGAGAGAUUAUCAGCAAAUUUCUCAGCAAAACCUUGGCAAGCCAGAAGGGAGUGAUGUGAUAUAUUCAAAGUGCUAAAAGAAAAAAGCUGUCAACCCAAAUGUUAUAUUCAGCAAAAUUAUACUUCAAAAAUGAAGGAGAAAGUAAGACUUUUGCAGAUAAAUAAAAGCUGUAUAUUAUAAUGUUUUGAUAACCUAAAACAAAACAAACAACUUUCUGGCUGAGGGGGUGACUACCCCUCCUAUGACUUGCCAGUUCUUAGAGAUGGCAAGCAAGUGAUGCAGCUGGGAGAGUGCUUUUGGUUUCCAGAGUCAUAUCUCCUCUCUCUGGCCUGUGUACCACAGGAGGCAAUAUUUCUCUGACUUAAUCAUCCCAGGGCCAGAUACAAGCAACUAGGGACAACCCCUUAAAGCCCAAUGCCUGCUGAAAUUAUUCAGACCAGCCAAUCCUACCUUGUCUGGUUUUAGUAUAGCCAUUCCAGCAAUUUUCAUUCCUCUUUGCAUGAAAUGUAUGUUUUCAUCCUUUUACUUUUAAUCUAUUUGUAUCUUUGUCUCCUAUGGAUAGUAUAUAAUUGAAUCUUGUUUUUUUUAUCUAGACUGAUGAUCUCUGCCUUUUUAUUGUGUUUUGUGUAAUCUACUCAUAUUUAAAGUAU
Hippopotamus amphibius kiboko is the source of this 11691-nucleotide messenger RNA. Its product is annotated as zinc finger protein 354B. The record is from RefSeq and is a predicted model, not a curated record. The coding region runs from base 503 to 2215 and encodes 570 amino acids. Lineage: Eukaryota; Metazoa; Chordata; Mammalia; Artiodactyla; Hippopotamidae. Gene Ontology annotation, biological process: negative regulation of transcription by RNA polymerase II; regulation of cytokine production; regulation of immune system process. The transcript has 6 exons. Gene Ontology annotation, molecular function: RNA polymerase II cis-regulatory region sequence-specific DNA binding; DNA-binding transcription repressor activity, RNA polymerase II-specific.